Pezoporus flaviventris is the source of this 3045-nucleotide messenger RNA. Its product is annotated as ubiquitin carboxyl-terminal hydrolase 36-like. Gene Ontology annotation, molecular function: cysteine-type deubiquitinase activity; cysteine-type endopeptidase activity. Gene Ontology annotation, biological process: regulation of apoptotic process; protein deubiquitination. The record is from RefSeq and is a predicted model, not a curated record. Gene Ontology annotation, cellular component: nucleus; cytosol. NCBI's taxonomy places the organism in Eukaryota, Metazoa, Chordata, Aves, Psittaciformes, Psittacidae.
AUGGAGAACCUGCGGAAGGUGCCGAGGCAGGCCCGGCGGGAGAUGAGCGGGAGAGGGAAGGUGCCCAGUCUGCAGGCUGAGGUUGCCCAGAGGGUGCUGCUGCAGGUGCGCAAGAGCCUCACCUGCUGUGGCUUCCCUAAGAAGCUGCGGAAGAUCGGCAGCUGCAGGAAGAUCGGCACCUUAAGGCGCAUGAACUGGCCAGUCAAGGCUGCCGGACCCCAGUGCGCCGCCGAGGAGGAGCAGCAAGUCAAGCAGGAGAGCAGCGAUGCCGCAGUGGGCCCAGGGGAUGGGAUCCCUGCGCCCCAGAAGGUGCUCUUCCCCAUGGAGCACCUGUCCAUGGAGUGGCAGCAGGUGCGCCCAGUCGGCGCAGGACUUCGUAACCUCGGGAACACAUGUUUCCUGAACUCCACCGUGCAGUGCCUCACGUACACCCCGCCGCUGGCUAACUACCUGCUCUCCAAGGAGCACCGCUGCACCUGUGACCAAGGCAGCUUCUGCAUGAUACGCACCAUGCAGAGCCACGUGGCUGAGGCUUUUGCGAACAGUGGGAGAGUGAUAGAGCCAACGGCCUUUGUCCAAGAACUCAAUGAGAUCGCUGGGCACAUGCGCUUCGGUCAGCAGGAGGACGCGCAUGAAUUCCUGCGUUAUACCAUCAGCGCUAUGCAGAAUUCCUGCCUGAGUGGCUGCACCAGGUUGGAUUGCGAGACCCAGGCAACGACAUUGGUCCACCAGAUCUUUGGCGGCAACCUGCGAUCCCGUGUGGAGUGUUUGUCGUGCAAGAGAGCCUCGGACACGUACGACCCUUUCCUGGACCUGGCACUGGAGAUCUGGGAAGCCGAAGACCUAUGCGAGGCGCUGGAGCAGUUGGUUAAGCCAGACCUGCUGGGAGGGAAAAACUGCUACCUGUGCGCAGGAUGCAACAGCAGAGUGUCGGCAACAAAACGCUUCAGCAUCCACCAAGCCCCCAACGUUCUGACGCUCUCACUGAAGCGGUUCACGUAUGACGGGGAGAAAAUCACAAGGGCCGUGCCGUACCCUGAGUUCCUCAACAUCCGCCCAUACAUGUCAGAGAGCGAGGGGGAUCCUGUAAUGUAUGGGCUCUAUGCAGUGCUGGUGCACUCUGGGUACAGCUGCCACGCGGGGCACUACUACUGCUACGUGAAGGCCAGCAACGGGCAGUGGUACAAAAUGAACGACAGUGUGGUGAGCCGCAGUAACAUCCAAAAGGUGCUGAAGCAGGCGGCCUACCUGCUCUUCUAUUUGAGACUCUCCGGCCCAGAGAAGAGCUUGGACAGGCCCAUUGCCAGAGCUGUCCCCAGCCUGACUGGCUCUGAGGGCACUGUCUCCAAAGAGGCAGAGAAAAUUGUGAGCCACAGGCCCCUGUUCCCAUCCCUGCUCACCAAGUCUUUAUUUGUGCCGGUCCCUGCAGGGCAGGAAGCUGGGCAGGAGUGCCCACCACGCGUGGCCUCGCGCGCAAGUCGCUGGCAGCCGCUUCCCACCGACCAGCAGCUGCCCCGGCUCGGCUCUGCUGCCUCUGGGCACGUGCGGGUGAGCAGCGCCCACCGCAGCCAGGCCAGCUGCGGCCUCGGGGGGCUCCUCGAGGUGACUCUGGCCUCGGCGCUGGCUCGGGGGGAUGCGCCCAACCUGGUGACCACUCGCUCCUUCCCAAGGAAGAGGCGGCUCGAGGCAGGCAGCAGCCUCGGCACUCCUGCAGUCGAGGAGGAGGUCUCUGGCCCACCGGCGAAGAAGAGGAGACUUCUUAUGGCGGAGGGCAGGAAGCUGGGCAGGAGUGACCACCACACGCGGCCUCGCGCGCAAGUCGCUGGCAGCCGCUUCCCACCGACCAGCAGCUGCCCCGGCUCGGCUCUGCUGCCUCUGGGCACGUGCAGGGAUGCGCCCAACCCGGUGACCACUCGCUCCUUCCCAAGGAAGAGGCGGCUCGAGGCAGGCAGCAGCCUCGGCACUCCUGCAGUCGAGGAGGAGGUCUCUGGCCCACCGGCGAAGAAGAGGAGACUUCUUAUGGCGGAGGGCAGGAAGCUGGGCAGGAGUGACCACCACACGCGGCCUCGCGCGCAAGUCGCUGGCAGCCGCUUCCCACCGACCAGCAGCUGCCCCGGCUCGGCUCUGCUGCCUCUGGGCACGUGCGGGGAUGUGCCCAGCCCGGUCACCACUCGCUCCUUCCCAAGGAAGAGGCGGCUCGAGGCAGGCAGCAGCCUCAGCACUCCUGCAGUCGAGGAGGAGGUCUCUGGUCCACCGGCGAAGAAGAGGAGACUUCUUAUGGCGGAGGUCUUGUAGUCCCUGGAGGGGCUAGAGGCAGCGGGUGCCAGCUGUGACGGGGAGGCGCCGGGCUCGCAGGCCCUGGAGAGCUGGCGCAUGUCAUCCCCCCGUGCCCACCCGGACUGGGAGCCCAUUGAUGCAAGGAGGGAAAAGAAUGGCAGCAGAUACCAGGAGGCUGGAGCUGGGCACAGGCACUGCCCUGCUGCCCAAAGGCCUGCACGUGACGGUGGGGCUGGCACAGCACCAACGACCCAGCUGGAGUCCGCAGUGGUGGAGCAGCUGCUUGUGGAUUCCUUGGACAAAGCUUACGGCAAACAAGUCUUGACCUGGAAUGGCGGCGUCUCGGCUGUCAGUUGGCAUGCCAUGCAGUCUGCAGCCUCAGCGUGCAGGAAGACCAUCAUCGAUGAGUGGGAUGAGGAGUUUGACAGAGGGCAGGUGAAGAAGGUUAAAAAGCGGAGGAGGGAGCAGAGACACCAGAAACCCUGGCAGUGGCUGCACCGCCAGCGCAGCUUCUGGGCAGUGACGCAUGCGGCCAAGGCAGCGAGCCUGCGCCACCGGCUCUGAGCCGGAAUGCCAGCGAGCGGGAGGAGAGGUCCCUGCCAUGGAGCCCUGUCCUGGGAGCUGCUGUGGAGGGAAGAGGACACCGCUGCCCACAUCUCCACGCUCGAUGUCCCUGCCUUCUGCUGUGAAGGAGCCCAGGAGGACCGUGCCUUGUCCGGGCUCCUUCAGCAGCUUCCCUGCGCCUAGGCCUGGAGCAGCCCUUUCUCC